Molecule: messenger RNA, 2376 nt
Organism: Cicer arietinum (chickpea)
Lineage: Eukaryota; Viridiplantae; Streptophyta; Magnoliopsida; Fabales; Fabaceae
Source: RefSeq, a predicted model, not a curated record
AUGGAGGGUUUGGUGACUGAUUUGGGGAAGACAUUUGUGGAGAAAAUGGUAAACUGGACAAUAAAAAAGUCACGUUAUAUAUUUUGCUUUAUGUGCAUAGUUAAGGAAUUUGAGCAAGAAAAGGUGAAGUUGGAAGCAGAAAGGAAAACUAUGAAGCAACAUUUUAAAGUGGCAAUCGGAAAAAAUAAAGAUAUUCAAUUUAAUGCUCAAUUUUGGGAAGAGCAGGCUGCCAAGCUCAUUGAAGAGGAUACUAAGACAACACAAAUAUGUCUUUUUGAAUUGUGCACUCAUUGCAUAUGGAGAUACAAAAGGGUAGAGGAUUUGAAGAUUCAUGGAUUUAGUUAUGAUUAUUUGAAGGAUGAAAAAUCUAAGGCAUUGUUUCUCUUAUGCUCUAUGUUCCUAGAAGAUGAAGAAAUUUCUAUUGAAAUUCUAACUAGACUUGGCAUUGGAGUUGACCUUUUUGGAGAAGAUUAUUCUAUCUACGAAGAUGCUCGAAGUCGAGUAGUUGUUGCAAAAAAUAAACUCUUAGAUUCGUGUUUAUUGUUGGAAAAACGAGAAGAAAAUGUGCAAAUGCAUGACUUGGUUCGUGACGUAGCCCAAUGGAUAGCGAACAAAGAGAUUCGAGCAUUAAAUUUUUCUAACAAAAAUCAAAAGCCAUUGGAUGAAAGAGAUAAGAAUAUCAAAUAUUUGCUAAGCCAAGGAAAUCUAGUGGAUUUGUUUUCCUUUAGGUUUGAUGGUUCUAGAGUUGAGAUUCUAAUCGUCAACAUAGGCAUAUAUGACUCUGUGGAGGUCCCCGUUUCAUUCUUUGAAAAUAUUGUAGGGCUUCGAGUUAUGAAUAUAAGAUAUAAUGGUGGGUGGGAUAUUGAAGAGCGAACAACUCUAUCAUUACCACAAUCAAUUCAAUCAUUGACGAAUAUUCGUUCUUUGAUAGUUGAAAAUGUUAAGUUGGGUGACAUCUCUAUAUUGGGAAGCUUGCAAAGUCUUGAGACUCUUGAUUUGACUAAUUGUGAAAUUGACGAACUCCCUCUUGAAAUUACAAAACUGGAGAAAUUUAGAUUGUUGAACUUGAAUACUUGUGAAAUUAGAAGUAAUGAUCCAUUUGAAGUUAUCCAAAUAUGUUCAUCACUUGAAGAAUUGUACUUCUGCAGAAGUUUUAAUCAAUUUUGUCAGGAAAUAACCUUACCUACAUGGCUAAGAUAUCAUCUCAUUGAAGGUUUUCCUAAAAUAAAUCACUCAAUAUCCAAAUGUGUGUAUCUCGAACAUAAUUAUUUCACAGAAGCAACAUUUAAGUAUGUGAUCCAAACACUUGAGAUUCUUUAUUUGGGAGAAAAUAAGAAGGGGUGGAGAAAUCUCAUUCCUAAGAUCGUUCCUGUAGAACAAGGUAUGAAUGAUCUAAUUGAACUUCGUUUGGCAAAUGAUCCACAACUACAAUGCCUCGUAGACACUAAACAUAUUGAUUCUCAAGUACCAAAUGUUUUCUCCAAGUUGGUUGUACUACAUCUCUACAAAAUGGAAAACUUGGAGGAAUUAUGCAAUGGUCCCAUCUCCUUUGACUCUUUGAACAAUUUAGAGGAACUAUAUAUCAAAUUUUGUAACCAUAUGCAAAGCUUGUUUAAAUGCAGCCUAAACCUUUGCAAUCUAAAGACCAUGACACUAACAUCAUGCUCAAAGUUGGUUUCAGUUUUUGAACUAUCAACUUGUCGAAGCCUGGUGUUGCUUGAGACUUUGGAAAUAACUUAUUGUGAGCAAUUGAGAAACAUAAUUACAAAUGAAAGUAGAGUGGAUGACAUAGUUGAAAAAAUACUCGAUGGUGAUAAUAACAACAACUCAAUAUUUCCAAAGCUGAAAGUUGUUCUUAUUCAAAGUUGUCCCCAAUUACAAUUUAUACUUCCUCUUUUUUCUACUCGAGACCUUUUGUUACUAGAAACUAUCAUAAUAAGAGAUUGUGAUAAGCUGAAGUACAUAUUUGGCCAACACCAAGAUGUUGAACUUGCCUCACUAAAACUAUUGCAGCUUUGCGAUUUGCCAAAUUUUAUCGACAUAUUUCCAGAAUCUUAUCAUUCAACUAGUAAAGGGUCAUCUUACAUAUCCAAGCCAAAAACAGAGUUGGACCCUAUCAAAUCCAAUAUAUUCUCUUGGAGGCAUACAUGUUGUUAUGGUUAUAAAUACAAAUUGAAGGGUAUCACAAAUACUAAAAUUCCAUUGGUUUUUGAAGAUCAACCGCAAGACUGCUCAAUAUCCAUGGGAUUGCAGAAACCUCACCCAAUGCAAACUCAGUUAGCAGCAGCAAAAAUUGAAUAUGAAUACUUUGGGAUCAUGGCCCAACUUCUCAAGAGCAAGGCUCAAUCCUCAAAAACUUCUUCAAGCACUGCUUAA